Podarcis raffonei (Aeolian wall lizard) is the source of this 1876-nucleotide messenger RNA. RefSeq names its product mono-ADP ribosylhydrolase 2 (gene MACROD2). Gene Ontology annotation, cellular component: nucleoplasm. The transcript is spliced from 18 exons. NCBI's taxonomy places the organism in Eukaryota, Metazoa, Chordata, Lepidosauria, Squamata, Lacertidae. Gene Ontology annotation, molecular function: ADP-ribosylglutamate-[protein] hydrolase activity. Bases 270 to 1607 code for a protein of 445 amino acids. The record is from RefSeq and is a predicted model, not a curated record. Gene Ontology annotation, biological process: DNA damage response; purine nucleoside metabolic process; peptidyl-glutamate ADP-deribosylation.
CUGUGAGGGGAGUGUGUGUGUGUGUGUGUGUGUGAGAGAGAGAUAAGAGGAGGGAGGAGGCGAGCGGAGGAGGAGGUGCCCAGCAGCAGCAGCAGCAGCAGCAGGGCGACGAGCAUCACCGCCGAAGACGCCGCCGCCGCCGCCGCCGCCGCCACAGCGGAGCAAGCUGUGCCCUCUCGCUCGAGCCCCGCAGCCGGGUCGGCGCGCUUCCCCCGUCGCCCGUGAGCCUGGGGAACCUGCAGCUCAAAGCCUCCGCCAGCCACAGCACCAUGUAUCCCGGGAACAAGCGGAAAAAGGUCUGGAGGGAAGAGAAAGAGCGUUUGUUGAAGAUGACACUAGAGGAGAGGCGUAAAGAAUACAUACGAGAUUACGUUCCUCUGAAAGACAUCCCAACAUGGAUGGAAGAAAUGAAAAGCAAGACCCAAAGUGAUGAAGAAAACACCCAGGAAACUUUGCUGGAGAAGAAAAAUCUGAGUGAGAAAGUCUCCCUCUACAGAGGUGAUAUCACGGUGCUUGAGAUUGAUGCCAUAGUUAAUGCUGCUAAUUCAAGUCUUCUCGGAGGUGGCGGUGUUGAUGGCUGUAUUCAUAGAGCUGCCGGCCCCUGUCUAGUCGCUGAAUGUCGCAACCUGAGUGGCUGUGAAACUGGACAAGCAAAAAUUACUUGUGGUUAUGACCUGCCCGCAAAAUAUGUCAUUCAUACUGUGGGCCCUAUAGCAAGAGGACAUAUUAGUGAUAGCCAUAAGGAAGACUUGGCAAAUUGCUAUAAGUCCUCCCUGAAAUUGGCCAAAGAGAACCUCAUCAGAUCCAUUGCGUUCCCGUGUAUUUCAACAGGAAUUUAUGGUUUUCCAAACGAGCCAGCUGCAAUCAUUGCACUUACCACAAUCAAGGAAUGGUUAAGCAAGAAUUAUCAUGAGAUGGAUCGUGUCAUUUUUUGUGUAUUUUUGGAGGUUGACUACAAAAUUUACAAGAAGAAAAUGAAUGAAUUCUUCCCUGCAGAGGGAGUGGAGCAGCAAGGCCAGUCUCCUUCACCCGUGAAAUGCAAAGCAAAGCAAUCUGAGGACCUGGAGGACAAUAAUGAGGGUGACAACGUCACAGAGGCGAAGCAAAGUACCGAUGAAAUCGAGAGUCAGAGUCAAGAAGCAGAUGAGGCAAAACCUACCGUUGUAAACAGCUCAACAGAUGGAGGAGAGAACGUUUGCAAGGAAAAAGAAUCCUCCCAAGAUGCCAAAGCUACACAAGAACAUAACCCAAUGCCUCAUGCAGUCUGUGAACAAGAUCAAGCUGACGGACACCAAGAGGAAUCCACAGAGGUUGAAAUGAACACUCAGACAGAUUCUCAAGUCUCCUACAUGGAAGCAGAAGAGACUUUGAUAACCCAGGAGGAGACCAUACAAGAAGAGAAACCACAGGCGCCCGAGGUAGAUAGAACUAAUCAAGAAAACAAAGGGGAAGAAAAAGGAGCAGGAGAAGAGAAAGGGAAACAUACUGCAGAGCCGGUGCAACCCGAAGGUCCGUGUGAUACAGAAAACAUUUCAAGUAAUGACAUUGAAAUGAAUAGUCAGGCUGAAGACAUAGAUGAACCUACAGAAUCCCAGACAGACAAUUAAUUUGUAGACGACCAUGAUGAGAGAAGAAGAGAAGAGGAGAGUGGAACAAGAACUGCAGUCACUGGUGCACUAUAUGACAACUUUAUGACUAGCAGACAACAGCACAUCAAGGAGAGUGAGGGAUGGGGGGAGGGGGACUAAGGACAAGGAUCCUUUACAUUCAUUUCUCUUCUUCGUUUCGUUUUGUUCAGUACACAACAUGACGCUUCUCUACUUUGGUUACAAUGUCCUGGUUCAAUCUUCUUUGCUUCGACCCUGUAUGUUUUUCA